This is a messenger RNA of Aspergillus wentii DTO 134E9, 1534 nucleotides long. RefSeq lists its product as uncharacterized. The record is from RefSeq and is a predicted model, not a curated record. NCBI's taxonomy places the organism in Eukaryota, Fungi, Ascomycota, Eurotiomycetes, Eurotiales, Aspergillaceae. Gene Ontology annotation, molecular function: O-methyltransferase activity. The coding region runs from base 109 to 1362 and encodes 417 amino acids. The transcript has 4 exons.
CAAAAGCCGAGUUGGGCAGAAUGCACCCGAGCAAGGCUGGCUAUAAAUAAGCCAGGUAACACGGGCAAUCUAUGAUAGAGUAAUCCAAGAUAAGGCCGAUCUGACGAAAUGGCUUCACCUUUGACUUUGCUUGCCGAGGAGUUGUUGGAGAAUUGCAAGGCGUUGGAUGCGUAUAAUGAGGCAAAUGGCCGAAAGCCAGCGUCGUUUGAUUAUGAUACCUUUGUUGAUCUGCCCUUGGAUGUGGAGAAUCGGCGGAUGGAAGUCGUCGAUCAAGCGCAGGAUCUGAAGAGACUUGCACAGGGGUCUACUGAUCUUUUUGUGGAACUGGGGAGUUCGUUCAACGACGCCGCCAACUUCCACUACAUCUACCACUACAACAUCCCCAAAUACGUGCCUGCCGAGGGCGACAUUUCCUAUACGGAACUCGCCUCCGCUACGGGUCUAGACGAGAUCAUGCUCCGUCGCAUGAUCCGCAUGGCGAUUAUGAAUCGCGUCUUUGCAGAAACUGACGGCCGCGUUCGGCACUCUGCUGCGUCGAGGGUUUUGCAUGAUGAGCCUGGUGCUAUGGAUGCGGCGGGAUUUUUGCUUGAGGAGAUGUUUCCCAGCGCCCCCAGAAUGGUCGAAGCAAUGAACAAAUACCCCAACUCGGGCGAGCCAACCGAGUCACCAUUCAACCUCGCCUUCAACACCAGUCGACCUUUCUAUCUCGAACUCGCUGCGACCCCUGAACGGUCCAGACGGUUCGGAUCCGCCAUGCGCUGGUUAUCGAAGGGGGGCCGGUUCUCUGAUCACCACAUGGUGCGCGGGUACGACUGGGCGACUAUCGAUCAUGAAGAUGCCGUGCUAGUCGACGUAGGCGGCGGCCACGGCACAGUCUCCAUCGCCCUGGCCAAUGCCACACAGAAGAUGAAGUUCGUGGUACAGGAUCUCCCUCUUACGACUGAGCAGGGCGCGAAGAUGCUGGCCGAGGAAUUGAAGGAGAGAGUAUCAUUCAUGCCGCAUGACUUCUUCGCCGAAAACCCCGUCAAAGGGGCCGAUGUGUACUUUUUCAGAUACAUCCUGCAUAACUGGUCUGACAAGUAUGCGGAGCGGAUUCUAAAGGCCGUCGUGCCGGCCAUGAAAGUCGGUUCGAGAAUUGUCUGUUAUGAGUUUUUGCCGGGGGAUGGGCCGACGACGGCGUGGUCGGAGAAGCAGCCGUACAACAUGGACAUACUCCAGAUUAUGGGGUAUAAUUCGAUUGAACGGACGUCGUCGGAUUGGGAGAGAUUGUUCAGGUCGGUGGACUCGCGGUUGAAGUAUCUCGGUACUAGGACGCCGCCUGGAUGUUCGCUUUCUUUUAUCGAGGCGCAAUUGGAUGUUUAAUAGUAUAUCUAGUAGUCUAGUUGAUAUCUAGAAUCAGUCACUGCAGACUGCGAUAUCCAUGGAAUCACUCUUUUCAGACGCAACCAAAGAGCUGUCUUCAGAAAAUAAGAGCAUCUUCUUCAACUCUUCAAAUUUGCCUAUGCAAAACUAUGCCCGCUGCACUCUAACUGCC